AUGAACUGGAAACGAGCGUGCAGAAGAUGGAUGAUUCCUCUUUGGCUCCGUGGAUUCUUAGCAGGAUGUCUUUCAUGUUCUUUCAUUUUCAGUUUGUUUCUGGGCAUGCGUGAUUCAGUGGAACGGUCAGAUGAGUUAGCUAACAAUUAUCGCGACCAUCACAACAAAAAAAUAAGUUCUCAACAAUUUAAGGUGCAUCUACCAAACAUGGCUGCCAGGAGGAAUGUGAUUAUUGUAUCUCAUGGCCGUUCUGGGUCUUCCAUCACCGGUGAUAUUUUUAAUCAUCAUCCCGACGUAUUUUAUUUGUAUGAACCGCUUCAAACUGUACAGCGGACUCAACAAAAAUUUAACGUGGGUUACAAAGGUCUUGCGGAAAUCUUCCUGACAAAGGUUCUCAGCUGUAGCUUUGAUGAGCCGCUUUUUCUUGAAGAUAUAGAAUGGUAUUAUCGGAGACCAGUUCACCCUAAAAUAAGUCAAGCGAUUGGUUCACCUCCUCUGUGUCCUUAUAAUCUGUCAGACGAGAAAUGGGAUUACAAAAAGUGCUCAAAAAUGACAAGUAAAUCCCUAGGAAAUGCAUGCAAAAAUCACUACCAGCUAACUGUUAUAAAGAUACUUCUAAGUCGCAUUCCGCAAAACAGUCUUCAAAGCAUCAUUUCUGCUUGUAAUUCUGAAGAUAUAGAUUGUAAAAUCGUGUUUCUAGUGAGAGAUCCUCGCGCUGUGAUACCUUCCUCAUUAAGCGUACGUUUUUAUAAAGAACAGGGCGGGGUUGGCAAGUUAGGCACAAGGAAGUUUAGCUAUGAUCUGUGCAAAAUAACCGAGGAGAACCUGUAUUUUUUAAGACAUUUACCAGACUGGUUGCGCAGCCGUACAAUGUUGCUGCGAUACGAAGAUUUAGCCAACAAGCCACUGAAACAAAUGAGGCGUUUGUACAAGUUUGCGGGACUGUCUUUUAUCGAAAGUGUUGCUGAUUGGUUGAAUCGAGUCACACAUCCAAGCAAAAGUAGAGAUGACAUAAAAAUAACAGGCAGUCAAGCUGCGUUCACUGUUGAUGAUGCACAAGCUGCUAUCAACAGAUGGAGAUGGAAGGUGCAUCCUCAUGAAAUUGCUAUCAUUGAGAAGUAUUGUAAAGGUGUUAUUAAGUUGAUGGGUUACACACUCUUAGAUAAUUCUUUCGAAUUACAGAGUAAUAUAUCCAUUCCCCUUUAUAGUCAAGAUUAUGAAGCAAAAGACUGGUUUCAAGAUUAA
Porites evermanni is the source of this 1245-nucleotide messenger RNA. Lineage: Eukaryota; Metazoa; Cnidaria; Anthozoa; Scleractinia; Poritidae. The record is from the annotation of a GenBank genome assembly.